Psammomys obesus (fat sand rat) is the source of this 9745-nucleotide messenger RNA. RefSeq names its product centromere protein F (gene Cenpf). Gene Ontology annotation, cellular component: nucleus; spindle pole; chromosome, centromeric region. Lineage: Eukaryota; Metazoa; Chordata; Mammalia; Rodentia; Muridae. The transcript is spliced from 17 exons. Gene Ontology annotation, biological process: metaphase chromosome alignment; mitotic cell cycle; regulation of G2/M transition of mitotic cell cycle. The coding region runs from base 1 to 8973 and encodes 2990 amino acids. The record is from RefSeq and is a predicted model, not a curated record. Gene Ontology annotation, molecular function: microtubule binding; transcription factor binding; protein homodimerization activity.
AUGAGCUGGGCAUUGGAAGAAUGGAAGGAAGGGCUCCCUACAAGAGCUCUUCAGAAAAUUCAAGAACUUGAAGGACAGCUGGACAAACUGAAGAAAGAAAAACAGCAGAGGCAGUUUCAGCUUGACUCUCUUGAGGCUGCGUUACAGAAGCAAAAACAGAAGGUUGAAGAUGGAAAGACAGAAGGUGCAGACCUGAAAAGGGAAAAUCAAAGAUUGAUUGAAAUAUGUGAAAAUUUGGAGAAAACAAAACAGAAGCUUUCUCAUGAACUUCAAGUUAAGGAGUCACAAGUGAAUUUUCAAGAAAGUCAACUGAGCUCAUGCAAAAAACAAAUAGAAAAACUUGAACAAGAACUUAAGCGGUGUAAAUCCGAACUUGAAAAAAGCCAACAAGCUGCACAGUCUGCAGAUGUUUCUCUGAAUCCCUGCAGUACACCACAGAAACUUUUUACAGCUCCACUCACACCAAGUCAGUAUUGUAGCUGUUCCAUGUAUGAAAAUCUAAAAGAAAAAUAUAAUAAAGAAGUUGAAGAACGGAAAAGACUCGAGGCAGAGGUUAAAGCUUUGCAUGCUAAAAAAGUGAGCCUGCCUGUUCACCAAGCUACCAUGAAUCACCGGGACAUCGCAAGACAUCAGGCUUCCUCCUCAGUAUUUUCUUGGCAACAGGAAAAGACCCCCAGUCGCCUUUCAUCCAGUUCUCUGAAAACCCCACUUAGGAGAGAUGGCUUUGCUGCUUACCCUUUGGGGGAAGAAGAAGUGACUCCUGACAGAUCAAGUCUGUGGACGGGGAGAGGAGACCGCAGCAGUAGCAGCCUUUGUGAUGAUCCUCAGAGUUCUCAAGCUUUGUACCAGGUCAAAGCACAGAAUCAAGACCUAAAAAGCAAGAUGAAUGAGUUAGAACUACGCCUGCAAGGGCAAGAAAAGGAAAUGAAAGAUCAAGUGAAUAGAUUUCAAGAGUUACAACUACAGCUGGAGAAAACGAAAGUGGAAUUAAUUGAAAAGGAAAAGAAUUUGAACAAAACCAGGGAUGAACUGGUGAGAACCACAGCACAGUAUGACCAGGCGGCAAUCAAGUGUACUACCUUGGAACAAAAACUGAAGCAUUUGACUGAGGAAUUGAGUUGUCAGCGACAGAAUGCAGAAAGUGCCAAACGUUCUCUGGAACAGAAAGUCAAGGAGAAAGAAAAGGAGCUUCAGGAGGAGCUGUCCCGACAGCAUCGAUCUUUCCAAGCUCUGGACCAUGAGUACACUCAGAUGAAAACCAGACUUACUCAGGAGUUACAGCAAGCCAAACAUUCAGUCAGUGUCCUCCAGCUGGAACUGGAGAAGGUCACGUCAAUGAAACAACAGUUAGAAAGAAGUUUGGAAGAAAUUAGGCAAAAGUUCAACAGAACAGAACAAGCUCUUCAGGCGAGUCAGAUCACAGAAAAUGAGCUGAGGAGAAGCAGUGAGGAAGUGAAGAAGGAAAACAGUCUCAUUAGAAGUCAGUCUGAGCAAAGGACCAGAGAAGUCUGCCACCUGGAGGAAGAACUUUGUAAAGUCAAAGCAUGUUUGAGUGAGAGCCAGAAUUUCGCAGAAGAAAUGAGAGCCAAGAAUACCUCUCAGGAAAUCAUUUUACGAAAUCUUCAGGAAAAACUAGAUCAGCAAGAAAACUCACUAACUUUAGAGAAGCUGAAGCUUGCUUUAGCUGAUCUGGAAGGGCAGCGAGACUGUUCUCAAGAUCUGUUGAAGAAAAGGGAACAUCACAUUGAACAACUGAAUAAUAAGUUAAACAAGAUUGAGAAAGAGUUUGAGGCUUUGCUGAGUGCUUUGGAGUUAAAAAAGAAAGAGUGUGAAGAAUUGAAAGAAGAGGUAAAUCAGUUUUCUUGUUGGAAAAGUGAAAAUGAAAAAAUUAUAAGUCACGUAGAAUUGGAAAAAGAAGGCUUGCAGAGUAAAAUCAACCACUUAGAAGCCAGCCUCAAGACACAACAAAUAAACAGUCAUGACUAUAGCGAGAGAGUAAGAACACUGGAGAUGGAAAGAGAAAACCUUAGUGUGGAGAUUAGAAACCUCCACAGUAUGAUAGACAGCAAGAUGGUGGAGAUUGAGACACAGAAACAAGCCUACUUAGAAUUGCAACAAAAAGCUGAGCACUCAGAUCAGAAGCAUCAGAAGGAAAUAGAAAAUAUGUGCUUGAAAGCUAAUGAGCUCACUGGGCAAGUUGAAGUUUUGGAAUCUAAGCUUCAGUUACUGUCAAAUGAAGUAGUGACCAAAGACCAGAAGUACCAAGACUUGCAUACUGAAUAUGAGGCACUGAGGGAUUUCCUCAGAUCCAGAGGGUCUUCUCUGAUGGACAAUCAGAGAAGUUCUUUGACUUUUGAACAGCAGCCUGCAGUGAGUGAUUCCUCUGCAAAUCUAAUGGGGGAGCAAGGAAGCAUAUAUUCAGAAAAUAGUGACUGCUCUGGAGAUGGGGACCAGAGUUCCGAAAAUCUAGCUGUCUUACAGAAUAGAGUCACUUCACUUGAAAGUUCCUUGGAGUCUCAAAACCAGAUAAACUUAGAUCUGCAAAAGCGUUGUGAAGAGUUGCUACAAAUCAAAGUGGAAAUAGAAGAAAACCUCAUUAAAGCCGAGCAGAUUCAUCAAAAUUUUGUGGCUGAAACAAAUCAACACAUUGGUAAAUUACAGGAAGACUGUGCAGUUCAUCAGAAUAUUGUUGCCGAAACUUUAGCAACUCUUGAGAUUAAGGAAAAAGAGUUGCAACUUUUGAAAGAAAAAUUAGAAGCUGAGCAAACAGAGAUUCAAGAAUUAAAGAAGAGGAACAGUCUUCUUGAAGACACUCUGAAGGAGCUACAACUUUUAUCUGAAACCUUGAGCUCAGAGAAGAAGGAAAUGAAUUCUGUCAUCUUGUUAAGUAAAAAAGAUAUUGAAGAGCUAGCCCAGGCAAAUGGUGCUCUCAAGGAAGUUAAUGAGGCCUUACAGCAGGAGAAAAUGAGUUUACUCCAAAAUCAGGAGAAGAUUUCAAGCUGUAUAGCCGAACGAGAGAGAAGCAUUGAGGAGUUGUCUAGUCAGUAUAAGCAAGAAAGACUUCUGCUAUUACAGCGAUGUGAAGAAACAGAAACAGUGUUGGAAGAUCUCAGGGGAAACUACAAAACAGCACAAGAAAACAACGCGAAGUUAGAAAGCUUGCUCAGUGAUUGCACUACUCUUUGUGAGAGUAGAAAAAAUGAACUGGAACAGCUAAGGGAAGCAUUUGCAAAGGAACAGCAAGAAUUCUUAACAAAAUUAGCUUUUACUGAAGAGCAAAAUAGGAAAUUGAUGUUAGAGUUGGAGAUAGAGCAACAGACUGUGAGAUCUGAGAUUACAAACAUCAAAAACUAUUCUAAGAGUAAGGCCGAUGGCUUAAGGCAAGAAAACUUGACUUUAGAGGAAGAGCAAAAUAAGCAAAAGGAAGUUAGUGACUUACCACAUGAGAAUGAACAACUAAUGGAGUUAACACAGAGUAAACGUGAACAUCAUCUCGAGGUAGACCCAGUUGAGAACUCUAUAAAAGCAACAGAAGAUGAGAUAAAUAAGAGUAGCUCCCAGUGUCAGAUGGAUAUUGACACUAAAGACAUAUCUCCAGACAAUUAUAAGGCACAACUGGUACAACUAGAAGCUUUGAUAAAAAUUAUGGAAGAAAAGCUUGACCAGAGUGAAAAGGGGAAAAUGAAUCUGCAUCAGGAAUUACAGACAGUUAGAGGAGAGCUAGGGACCAAGAGUUCACUGGACACUCAGUUACAGGCAAGGAUUGGCCCUAAGGACUGUGAAAUAGAAGCAGAGGAAAAGUAUGUUUCAGUGCUCCGUGAGUGGUCAACAAGUCAACAGGAGGAUGCACACCUGCAGUCUUCUCUACAGACAGCACUGAACGAACUGAACGAGCUACGGAAAAUGUGUGAAGUUCUGAAGGUUGAAAAACUACAACUAGAGUCUGAGCUGAAUGAUUCACGGUCAGAGUGUAUCCUAGCAACUAGUAAAAUGGUGGCACAGGUUGAGAAGUUAGUGAGUGAAGUAAAAGUACUUAACCAUGAAAAUAUUCUUACCCAGAGUGAGCUAAUGAUAAACAUGCCAGACGUUGAAUUUCAUGAUAAACAAAACAGCACAUCUAUGUUCUUGACUCCUUUGGACAGUAGCAGUUUGUGUGAACAAAUGACGUUGUCAAGCAAAGAAGUCCGAGUGCACUUUGCUGAAUUACAGGAGAAACUCUUCUGUUUGCAAAGUGAACACAAAAUUUUACAUGAUCAGCACUGUGAGGUGAGCUCUAAGAUGUCAGCGAUGCGUUCCUAUGUUGACACAUUAAAAGCAGAAAAUUCUGUGUUGUCAAUGAAUCUGAGAACCUUGCAGGAUGACUUGGUAAAGGAGAGGAAGCCUAGAGCUGAGGAUGGCCAUAUUCGGCCACUGGUACUCUGUGGGACAGACAGCCCUAGGGUGACAAAUUUUGAAGAAGCUCCUUUCUACAAGGAAGUUUUAGAGCAAACUAGAGACACGUCUCUUAUAAGUUUAGCAAAGAAUACUAUAGUAAAUCCUUGUAACAUAGAUGAAGUGUCUAACAGUCUGGAGGAGGAGAGUCUGACUGAGAAAAAAGUCUCCCCUGCCUCUGUGAGGACUGUUGAGGAGCUUGAAGUCUUGUGUCAGAUGUACUUGGAGUCCCUCAAGAAUUUGGAAGAGAAAAUUGACAAUCAAAGGAUUAUGAAAAAUAAAGAAAUUCAAGAGCUUGAGCAGUUAUUAACUUCUGAAAGGAAAGAGCUUGGGUGCCUUAGGAAGCAGUAUUUGUCAGAAAAGGAGCAAUGGCAGCAGAAGCUGACAAACGUCACUUUGGAAAUGGAGUCCAAGUUAGCAGAAGAGAAGCAACAGACGAAGAACCUGUCCCUUGAGCUCGAGGUUGCUCGACUGCAGCUCCAGGAGUUGGACUUAAGCUCAAGGUCUUUGCUUGGCCCUGACUUGGAAAGUGCUGUUCGCGGCCAAAAUGAUAGUUAUGAUGUAAAAGAAUCCGAAGUAUAUAUUUCAGAGAUGACAGAGAAAACAGGACCAAAGCCGGACACUGAUCAGACUUGUGAUAACCAUGUUCAGCAGGACCUUUGUCUAGAAACUUCAGUCACUGAGACCGAGACUACCAGGCUCACAGGGGAGGGGUGUGACGAGCAGUCCCCAGAGACCAGUUGUGAGACAACAGCAGAAGACAAAACUCAGGACUGUUCAGAAUGCAUUUCUGAAUUGUUUUCUAGUCCUAAUGUUUUGGUACCCAUGGAUGUUCUGGAAGAUCAGGGGUCUAUCCAGCAUCUCCAUUUGCAGAAAGACACAUCAAAUGAGAAUUUGAGAUUACUGCCUGUAAUAGAGGACUGGGACAAAAAAUUCAAAAGUUUGCUAAAUGAAAUAAAAGAGGCAGAUUCAAAACUCAGUUUACAGGAAGUACAACUAAAGAUCAAAAUCGAAACAUGCAGACAACUGGAAAAAAUAGUCAAGGAUCUCAAGAAGGAAAAAUUUGACAUAAGUGAAAAAUUGGAAUCUCUUCCUUGUAACCAGGAGGAAUGUUCAAGAGUAGAAAGUUCAGAAGAUCCUGCUUGCAACUUAGAAGUGGGAGCAAAUGAAUUGCUAAGCGAAGCUGCUGAAGAUAAUGCAGCCAGCGCAGAUGAUGGUUGGAAGGAGAAGUUCUUUGAUGUGGAAGAGGAGCUGACCAGGAUCAAGUCUGAGAAAGCUGAUAUGGGGCAUCACAUCCUCUCUCUGGAAGCUAGCUUAGAGGUGGUUCAAGCUGAGAAGCUGUGUUUAGAAAGAGACACUGAAAGUAAGCAGAAGGUUAUUGUUGACCUUAAAGAAGAACUGUUUGUAGUUAUAAGUGAGAGAAACAGGCUUCGUGGAGAAUUAGAUGCUGUAUCGGAAGAAAGCAAGGCACUGGAUCAGAUGUCUAAAAAGAUGAAAGAGAAAAUAGGGGAGCUGGAGUCUCACCACAGUGAGAGCCUUCGUCAUGUGGAAGUGUUAGAGUCUGAGGUCAAGGACAAAGCAGAACUCAUUCAGACUCUGUCCUUCAGUGUUAAUGAGUUAACAGAAGACAAAGCUUGUCUCCAGGAACAGCUACAGAAUUUGCAGAGUGACUUACAGGGAUCGUCUUUGGCAGUUGCUGAGCUGGAAAUCCAAAUUGGACAACUGAAUAAAGAGAAAGAAUCACUGGUCAAGGAGGCUCAGAACUUCCAGGUCAAGCUGACUGAGUCAGAAUGUGAAAAGCAGACUGUCUCCAAGGCCUUGGAAGUAGCGCUCACGGAGAAAGGUGAGUUUGCAGUGCGGCUGAGCUCAACCCAGGAGGAGGUGCAUCAGCUGAGAAGAGGCAUCGAGAAACUGAGUGUCCGCAUUGAGGCAGAUGAAAAGAAGCACCUUAGUGCUGUGGAGAAACUGAAAGCAAGCCAGCGUGAAAAUGACUCAUUGAAGGAUAAAGUGGAGAGUCUGGAGAGGGAAUUGGAGAUGUCAGAAGAAAACCAAGAGCUAGUAAUUCUUGACGCUGAGAAUUCCAAAGCAGAGGUGGAGACCCUCAAGGCCCAAAUGGAUGAAAUGGCCAAAAGCCUGAGAGUUUUCGAAUCAGAUCUUGUCAUAGUUAGGGCUGAAAGAGAAAGUCUAACAGAGCAACUACAAAAGAAACAAAGUCGAGUAUCAGAGUUAGAUGAAUUGUGUUCUUCUUUUAGAAGUCUGUUAGAAGAAAAGGAGCAAGCAAGAGUACAGAUGGAAGAAGACUCAAAGUCUGCAGCGCUGAUGCUUCAGGUACAAUUAAAAGAACUCACUGAGGAAGUAGCAGCCUUGUGUAAUGACCAGGAAACCUUGAAAGCCCAAGAACAGAGUCUGCAUCAACCAGGGGAAGAAGUGCAUUGCUUGAAAAAUAGCAUUCAAGAGCUGAAGGUUCGCAUAGAUGCUGAUGAAAAGAAGCUGUGCCACAUCCUAGAGCAACUGAAGGAAAGUACGCAUCAUGCAGACUUGCUUAAGGAGAGAGUUGAGAACCUUGAACAACAACUGCAGCACUCAGAGGAAAACAAAGAGCAAGUGAUUCUCCAAGCUGAGAACUCCAAAGCAGAGGUACAGACUUUAAAAUCAGAAAUACAAGGAGUGGCCCAAAACCUCCAAGACUUGGAGCUAGAACUUAUUAAUACAAGGUCAGAAAAUGAAAGUCUCGUGAAAGAAUUAAAAAAAGAGCAAGAACGAGUAUCUGAAUUAGAAGUAACAAAUUCUUUGAUUGAAAACUUACUGAAAGAAAAAGAGCAAGAAAAAGUACAGAUGAAAGAGGAAUCCAAAAGAACAGUGGAGAUGCUUCAAACUCAAUUAAAGGAGCUGAAUGAGACAGUGGUUUCCUUGUGUAAUGACCAAGAGGACUAUAAGACCAAAGUGCAGAAUCUGAGUAGUCAAGUAGGAACUCUUGAACUUGAGAAGGCUCAGUUGCUACAGGACCUUAGUGAGGCCAAGAAUAAAUAUAUUAUUUUUCAGUCGUCUGUAAAUGCCCUCACUCAAGAAGUAGAAGCUGGCAAACAGAAACUAGAGAAGAGGGAAGAAGAUGUCAGGACACUGGAAACUCAACUGAAAGGUCGAGAGCAGCUUGAGUGUAAGCUUUCCCAAGUGGAAGGAGAGCAGCAGCUCUGGCAGAAGCAGAAACUAGAGCUAGGGAAUCUGACAGUGGAGCUGGAACAAAAGGUCCAAGUGCUGCAAUCUAAAAACAAUGCUUUGCAGAACACCUUUGAAGCAUUGCAGAAUUCCUACAAGGGUCUAGAAAGUGAACUUACAUUGAUGAAGAUGGAGAAAAUAGCACUUGUUAAAAGAGUUAACACAAUGGUUGAGAAGGAAGCAGAGCUACAGAGGGAACUGCAUGAAAUGGUACAGGAAACAACAAGGAUGAAAGAAGAAUUCAAUGAAGAGAAAACUAAGCUAACGGAAGAAUUAAAAGCGCCGAUGGAAGAACUAAAGAAUAUCAAAGUAGUCCACCAUAAAUAUGUGAAUCAGGUUGAGAAGGAAUAUCAACGUGCUCAAGGGAAAAUAAAGUUGUUGCUCAAAUCCUGUAAACAGUUGGAAGGAGAAAAGAAAUUGUUGCAGAAAGAGCUCUCCCAGCUUGAAGCUGCACAGAAGAAGAGAGCAAGGUCUUUUGUGGAUGAUAAUGUACACGAAUUAAUGGCUGAGAACAAAGAGCUGAAAGAGACUCUUGAAGAAAAAAACAAGGAAGCAGAUAAGUACUUGGAUAAGUACUGUUCCCUGCUUAUAAGCCAUGAGGAGUUAGAAAAAGCCAAAGAGAUAUUGGAAAUACAAGUUGCUCGGCUGAGUUCACGGCCAUCCAGGCAGCACCAGGGCUCUCCUUUGCUGAACUCUUCACUUCCAGGACCAUCUCCAACUGCUUCUGUCAGUGAGAAGAAGUCAGCAUCAGGCCAAAAUAAAACUUCAUGCAAGAGGCAAAGGUCUAGUGGAAUUUGGGAGAAUGGUAAUGGGACAACACCUUCUACACCAGAGACAUUUUCUAAAAAGAGCAGGAAAGUGGUCAGUAGUAGUAUUCAUCCUGCUGGCCAUGAGGAAGAGACUGAGAUUGAGCCAGAAGGACUCCCAGAAGUUGUUAAGAAAGGGUUUGCUGACAUCCCAACAGGAAAGGCGAGCCCAUAUAUCCUACGGAGAACAACCAUGGCAACCAGGACCAGCCCCCGCCUUGCUGCACAGAAGUUAGCGGGAUCCUCCCCAACUCUGGGCAAAGAAAAUGCUGCAGAGUCCUCAAAACCAACAGCUGGUGGCAGCAAAUCACAAAAGGUUACAGUUGUUCAGCAGAGCUCAGUGGAUUCACACACUGCCUUCCCAGAACUCCCAGCCAAGUCUCUCACAGCCAGUAAUGUUCUUAGGAGAAACUCUGCAGAGAGCCCCAGGGAGGGCCUGAGGGCCAAGCGGACCUUCCCUGCCUCCAGCCCAGCAGCUGGACCUAACUCUGCCAGCAAGGAAGACUGCCGGGUCCAGUGACGUGCCAGGCAUCUGGAAGGUGGCAGUAUUCAGAGGAGCCUGUCCGGUGGAGACUUGUCUUGAGCUAAGAGCACUUUAUUAGUAGGGAAUAACGGACUCUGUGCUCUAGGUGUGGUCUUCAGGUCUCCCUAUGUGUGACUGGAAAAGUUUGGAAGCACCUGUUGCCUUAUUCUUAACCACGAUCGUAAACGGUAGUGGAUAGAGUUGAGAAUUCGCUGCAGUUAAAUGAAAGCACUGUAAUGAUUUGUUUGUGUGUGGGUUUUACAUUUAGACAGUCCUGCAGUGGUUUGAUUUAGGAUCUUCCUAAAUUGUUAGACAGGACAUAGUUGUAGAUAAAGACUUUGAGCUAAGUAAAAUGAGGAGAGCCUGUGUACAUGUGGUACAUUCAUUCUUUCUGUGUGUUUCAAACUUCCUGCUCAUAUAACCUGUAUAUAAGGUAGGGUCAUUGGGGUGUAUAUUGCUAGUUAGUCUGAUUGUUGCAGAUACCUUUGUAGUGGUGUACAUCAUGUUUGCUGUCGCUGUUUCUGUGUUAUCAUUGUUCUUUUGCUCUGCCUGUUGAUUUAUUAAAAUAUGCUCUCAUAAAAACCUUCUUUUUGUAAAAAUUGUUUCCUAAAUGUAAAAACAUUGUGACUGGUGGCACUGUCUUGUUGACUAAAAUCACCUCCCAUAAAACUUAACAUGUUUGAACACAUGAUACAUAUCUUUGAAUACAUGAUAUGAGUAUACUUACUGAUCAUGAGACAUACUUUAGAAUGUUGGUCAUAAGAUUGUU